Adineta steineri is the source of this 1005-nucleotide messenger RNA. Lineage: Eukaryota; Metazoa; Rotifera; Eurotatoria; Adinetida; Adinetidae. The record is from the annotation of a GenBank genome assembly.
AUGAACAAUCUAUAUCUAUUGAAUUAUAGUCAUCAUGUUAUAUAUUCGAAUUUUCGUUUAAUUUCAUCAUCAUUAACACCAGUGAAACCAACGGUAAUUUCUCGUAUUCGAUAUGUUCUUAAGCAUUAUUGGCUUGGAUCAAAAUUACUUUAUAACAACUAUAGAGCAAUUCAAGGAAUUAAAAAAAAAGAUGAAAAUUCUGUAACACGUAUUGAUAAAUUGUCACAAGAACAAUUUCGUUAUGAUAUUCGUGUUGGAAUUCCAUUUGUUACACUAUUUAAUAUACCAAUUCUCGGUUAUUUAGCACCACUUAUUGCUUUAUUUGCUCCAAAAUAUCUUCCAUCAACAUUAAUUAUGCCAACACAACAGAUUACAUUUUUAAAAGAUGAUGCAAAAACUUCAUCAUCUAUAAUUGAUUCAUUUAUGAAAUUUAAUAAAACACAAUAUAAUGAUGAAACUAUUUAUGGAAUGAUACCAGUUAUACAAUUUAUUAAUCAAGUCACGACUAGUGAUGAUCCAUACAAAAUAAUAAUAUCAUCAAUUCCUGAAUAUUCUAUAUUAUUUUCCAAAUGUUAUCCAUUAUCAUCAUUUUCUCGUGAACAUUUAUUAAUUCUUCAUAAAUCGGUAUUACAUUCGUCAUUUCUUGCUCGUUUUUUCUUAUCAAAUUAUUCGUUAGAAGCUCAAUUAGAAAUGUGGCAAUAUAAAACAUUGAUUGAUGAUAAACAAAUAGGAAAUAUUGAUAAACUUUCUCCAUAUGAAUUAGUUUCAUCACUUUAUAAACGUGGUCUUUAUCUUCAUGUAAAUGAUAUGGGAACGAUUUUAGAAAAUCAACAAAAAAAUAAUUUAAAUAAAACAAAUGAAAUUAUUGAAAUAAAUCAAAAGAUUUUAAAUGAUUGGAAACAAUUAUUAUAUCAAUGGAUUGAUAUUCAUAAAAAACUUUCCAAAUAUAAUCCAAUAUCAACAACUUUUCUUCUUCAUAUUUCACCGUUACUUGUUAAACAAUAA